GGAGGACGCCUCUGCGGCUGCGGUGUCGAAGAGCUUGCGCUCGGCGAUGCGACAGCAUCACGCGGAUCGUGCGGGCGGCACGGCGGCUGGCUGGGCUGCGUGUGAGGAGGUCGGCCGCUGCCUCCGCCAGGACGCGGCCCGCAGCGCGUACUUGGAAGGUCGCGGCCAUGAGUACUUCGUGAAGCACUACGGCGACGACCCGGCGGAGCAGCUGGCGAAGAUUAAAAAAGAGCAUGAGUCUGCGCUGACGGAGCACCGCGCCCGGUUGGCGGGAGCCAAUCGGGCGCAACAGUCGAGCUCGAUACGACCGGAGGGGCCGCGCAGGAUUGAGGACAAGACGCUCCUGCCUACCCGGCUGCCAAAGACGAGCGCGAGGCAGUACUCCAUCGAACAUGAGGAAUGGGUGGACGGCAAAAACUUCCCCAGCGUGCGGACGCGUGUCGAUUGGGCGUCUCGGCUCACCGACAGCAUGCUGGAAAAGGGCUGCUACUACGAGCUGGAGGUGGCCUCGGUCCUCGGCCCUCGGUCCGCUUCGCCGCCGGACUCGUCAUACGUAAGGCGAUACAAGGGGCUGCAGACUCACUUCGAGUUGAGCCUCUGCGACGAGAGUGCCGCCCCUCGGACAUUUCACCUUCGCGUGCGUGCUCGUGCGGCGGAUGGGUCCUUCGCAUCAGAAUGGUCUGAGCCGCAGUCGGUGGUUGUGAGUGAGCUCGAUCAGCUGCGCGAUUGGGCGUCUGAGGAGAUGCUCAAGCAGCUCAAGAGCCUCGCCAAGCGCGCUACCGACGCGCAGGCGGCGUUUAAGCAGCAGCACUUUUCCUUCCCGUUCGCCAGGCUCGUCGACGACUUGCAGGCAGCUGUGCUUGAGGCCAACGCGGACAACUUCCAGGGAAGCAGCGUGCUACUGCCGGGCCGCUUGCUGAAGAAGAAAAGACGUUUGUGCAUGGUCUACACGCGCGACAUAUCCGCCGAGUGGCACGCGCGUCUCGGCAAGGCCCUCGCUGACACACAAGAGCUUCAGCGGGCGGCGGAGGCGGAGGUCGCCGCUCAGAAAGCCGUCGCUCGGUGGGGGCAUGGCUGGCGUGGCCGCGCCGACGCCCUGAAGGAGUCGGCGAUUCGCCAGUACAGUGGCUGCGUGGGGGCCGGGCGCGAUGACGAUGGAGUGCAGGCGCUGCGCGAUGCGGCUGCGGAGCUUGACGACUGGCGCACGGGGAUUCGCACGGGCAGCGCGCCCGAAGACGUGAGGAGCCCCGAGAUCAGGGCCGCGUGCGUGCGACCCGCCAGCUGCUCGCACGGCGCACACUCGGCCGUGCUCAACUACCUCAUCAAGUGCAAGCGAGAGCUUGAGGCGCGCAUCGAGACGGUAGCGGCGCGCCGUCGGCAGGAGGCGGAGCGGCAGCGCAAAGAGGAGGAGCGUCGGCGGAAGGCGGAGCGGCAGCGCGAGGCGGCAGAGAGUGCGAGGCUGCGCCUCGAGGAGCAGCAGCGCGAGGAGUCGCUCGCGGCGCUGGAGAGAUCGCGCAGCAAGGCGGCGAGGCGCGCGCCACAGGGGGGGCUGACGGCGGAGCAGACCGCGGAUGGCGAGCGGCGGCGGGCCGCGGCUCUGGAGGAGAUCGAGGCGAUGGCGUGGCAGCCGCCAGGGCGGGUGGAACACCCAAAGGAGCCAAAGGCGGAGGCGACCAAGGUGGAGGAGCGGGCGGUGGACGCUCGCGGCAAGGGCGCGAAGCUUUGCUCGACGCACCGCGCCGUGCUCGUCGACUCCGGGCGCGCCAUCGCCAGCGGUGCCGUCAGCCAGGCGGCCGUGCAUGCGGCGCUCGAGGAGUACGGCCGCGUCUGGCUCAUGCAGCAGAUGGGGAGCAAGUGGGUGGUCACCUUCCGGGCGGCGUCGGCGGCUAGCUCGUUCAUCGCCUCCGGUGCGCUCGUCGUGGAGGGGGCUCCGCGGCCCUUCAAGGCGGAGCACUUUGAUGUCGUCGGCAAGAAGAACUCGGCCGACGAGGACCGGCUGCGUACCUUGCUGGUCAAGAUGGAGCACCCCUCCAGGCUCGGAUCGAUGCAGAUCGAGGACUGUCGCGAGCCGAGCGCGCCGGUUGCCGCCGGCACCAGCCUCGACUGGAGCAUACGGCUCACGAACCGCGGGAGACAGCCGCGGACGCUGCUCUCUGUGGAGCUUCCGUACCAGCCCGCGGACGCGGCCGUCUGCUUCAGCCUCAAGGGGACGCCGCAGUCCAAGGGCAAGCCGGUGCAGCUCUCGCAGACCUUCUCCCACACGCAGGCGGUCCGCCUCGUGUCGCGGCCAGGCGCGGCAGGCGUGUUUCGCACCCGGCUCGUCUUCAACUUCUCGACGUGCGUGCUCGAGCACGAGGUGGCGGUGGAGGUGGGCGACGCCGCGCCUCCGCGUUCGCUCGCCGCGACGGCGGCGGCGGCGGCGGAGGCCCGGCCGCUCCCCGAGGAGGCGAGGGGUGCGCCUUCUUCUGCGGCCGCCGCCACCGCGCCUGUCCCUGUGUCUGAACCUGUUCCUGUCGAGCCCUCGCAUCCGGAGGAGCUCAUCUGCCCGCUCACACACGAGCUCUUCGUGGACCCCGUGACCACGCCGUAUGGGCACGCGUACGAGCGGAAGUCGAUCCUCGAGCACAUCCGCCUCAACGGCGGCCCGGCGGGCGCGCCCGACCCCCUCACCGGCAGGAUCCUCAACGAGAGCAUGCUCACCUCCUCCUUCACCCUCAGAGGGCUGGCUGACAGCCAGCGCCGGCAGCCCUCCUCCGCGCCGGCUGCGCGCCCCACGGAGGUGUCCCAGGCGCCACCCGCCGGUGCGACGGCUGCGGCGGAGCCGCCGCGCCCGCAGCCGGAAGCGGCGUCCUCUUCGGCGCCGCCCGCGCCGGCACCUGCGCAGGAGGGCUUGGUGCCAAAGGUCAAGCGCAUCAAGGACGUGCUCGAGCUCGAGGCGACCCUCUCCCUGCCCGCCGCCAUCCGCACGGCGAACGAACUCAUGGGGCUGCCCGCCACUGGGUCGCUGGUGGCGCAGGCCACGGCGCUGCUCGAAGCGCUGGGGAUCUCCUGAGACAGAUCUCUGCCACUGCGCGGAGCUGAUUGUCUCGUCUUCUACUGUUUUGUGUGGGUCCACGCAGGCUGGGUGCUGGGUGGGGCGUCUGUGGUCUUGCUCGUGCUGAGCUCGUGGGGGGGGGGUCAAACGAUCCUAGCCGUCUUGCGUCU
This is a messenger RNA of Emiliania huxleyi CCMP1516, 3204 nucleotides long. RefSeq lists its product as hypothetical. Bases 47 to 3052 code for a protein of 1001 amino acids. The transcript has a single exon. Gene Ontology annotation, molecular function: ubiquitin-protein transferase activity. NCBI's taxonomy places the organism in Eukaryota, Haptophyta, Isochrysidales, Noelaerhabdaceae. Gene Ontology annotation, biological process: protein ubiquitination. The record is from RefSeq and is a predicted model, not a curated record.